Molecule: messenger RNA, 1068 nt
Organism: Fusarium odoratissimum NRRL 54006
Lineage: Eukaryota; Fungi; Ascomycota; Sordariomycetes; Hypocreales; Nectriaceae
Exons: 2
Coding region: 1-1068 (355 amino acids)
Molecular function (GO): oxidoreductase activity
Source: RefSeq, a predicted model, not a curated record
AUGGCAAGACAGUGGAUACUCAACGACCAGCAGGGCUUUGAGACCUCGCUCAAGUAUGAGACAAAUGUGCCCAUUCCAUCGCAAGAUGAGCUCGGCCCCAAUGAUGUUCUAGUGAAACUCAAUGCAGCCAGUCUCAACUAUCGAGACCUCGUCAUUGCUGCAUCAGCUCAAUUUGGCCCCAUCACCCCACCUAUGGUCCCUCUCUGUGACGGAGCGGGCUUAGUCGAAGCCAUUGGAUGUUCUGUCAAAGACUACAAGCCUGGUGAUCGAGUCGUCACUUUUCCUGCACCAAACGUGGUGGUGGAGAGAGGAAGCGAUGCUGAUGUCAAUAUGUCUGAUGUGCCAACCAUGCUCGGUCUGGGUACCAAAGGAACGCUUCGAACCCAUGGAGUAUUCUCGGAAGGGGCUCUUGUUCAUGCGCCGGAGUCUGUUGACUGGCUUCAAGCUGCUACUCUCCCCGUCACCUACAUUACAGCUUGGAAUGCCCUCUCGGAACUAGGCAAAGACCAAGUUGGACCGCACACCUGGAUCUUGGUUCAGGGAACUGGAGGCGUCAGCGUGGCAAUGCUGCAACUAGCGUCGUCUCUCGGACUCACAGUCGUGGCGACUACUUCAUCUCAAGAGAAGGCAGAGAAGCUGAAAGGGCUUGGUGCAACUCAUGUUGUCAACUAUCGCGAAAAUCCUACUGGCUGGGGCAAAGAAGCGCGAUCUUUGACGCCUAAUGGAGCAGGCUUCGACAUGAUCGUCGACAUCGGCGGUAAUGAGACACUCAAGCAGUCACUCGAAGCAGUGCGCCCUUAUGGGUCUAUCCAAGUCGUUGGUGCUGUUGCGCAAGACACCCAGGCCGUUCCCAUGAUGGGGGCUCUCAUGUUCACGUGCACUAUUCGUGGGUUCCUCAUGGGUAGCCAGAAUCAGUACAAGGAGCUUGUGCGAUACAUUGAUGAGAAGAAGCUCAAACCUGUAUAUGAUAAUGCGGUCUUUGAGCUGGCAGAUGCUAAGGAGGCUUACAGGAAGCUGAAGGAGCAGAAGCACUUCGCUAAGGUCGUGAUCCGCAUCGACCAUGACUAG